Python bivittatus (Burmese python) is the source of this 8641-nucleotide messenger RNA. RefSeq names its product CAP-Gly domain containing linker protein 2 (gene CLIP2). Gene Ontology annotation, molecular function: microtubule plus-end binding. Gene Ontology annotation, cellular component: nucleus; microtubule plus-end; cell cortex. Gene Ontology annotation, biological process: cytoplasmic microtubule organization. NCBI's taxonomy places the organism in Eukaryota, Metazoa, Chordata, Lepidosauria, Squamata, Pythonidae. The record is from RefSeq and is a predicted model, not a curated record.
GGAGGCCGGGGCGGCGAAGGCGUCGUUGCACCGGGGAGGGUCUGUUUGCGAGCGGCAGCAGCGGGACCCGUGAGCGCCUGACGGAUCUCCCCCUCGUCCUCCUUCCCAGUGGAACCUUAGGGACGCCUGCCCGCCCGGACGGACGGGCGGACGGACGGCGCCGCGCCGCUCUUCGCAGCCUCAGCAUCCUCCCUCGCUCGCUCGCUCGCGGCAUCCCUGCAUCUUCUCGCCCGUUGCUCCCGGAGGCUCGUCGGAUGCCGCUCCUCUUGCAUCCGAAGGGAGUGGCAGGCGCCGGCGCGCCUUCCACGGAUCAGAGCUGUUGCCGCCGUCCGUUCUGUUAGGGAGCCGGGCGCUUCGGGCCAUGGCCUAAGCCAGGCCGAGACAGAGAGGCCAGCUUCGGACCGUUUUCCACCCAAACUGCCUGGGUGGAAGGAAGGAGGCAUCCAGAUGGAUCUGCAAUUGGUUGAUUCCUGCAACUGAUUUCAUGUAGCGGAUGCACGCUGGAGAGCACAGACAUCAGGAGAGAAGCAUCAAGUGCCUGGAGGGCAUUUCUUUUGAGGUUCUGGAGAUGUUGGGUGAUGACACCCCAGUGCAUUUGAACCUCCACAUUAGGUCUCUAAAGGUCGAUGAAGGGGCGUGUCACUUAGACGCUUGAACCUGCAGCACUAGGCAAUCAGUCGCAGGACCAAAGGAAUCUCGUACCUUGAGGCGCAAACCUGGGCAAAGAUGCUGAAGCCAAGUGGACUUAAAAUUCCCGGGAGGACCGGGAAGCACGCCAGCCCGGUGGGACGUCCUGGUGGGACAGCUGCAACUACAUCCACAACCAUCAAUGCCACAAAGGAAGGAUCACCUCUCCACAAACAGGGUUCCACAUCUUCCACAGGUGCCUCUGAGAAGCUGCCAGGGUCAAAAAUUGCUGAAGUGGGUGAUGAUUUCCUGGGGGACUUUGUGAUGGGUGAACGUGUUUGGGUGAAUGGAGUGAAGCCAGGUAUAAUCCAGUAUUUGGGAGAGACCCAAUUUGCCCCUGGACAAUGGGCAGGAGUUGUUCUAGAUGACCCAGUUGGGAAGAAUGAUGGUUCUGUAGGCGGAGUGCGUUAUUUUGAAUGCCAGCCACUCCAGGGGAUCUUCACGAGGCCUUCCAAGUUGACCCGCCAACCCACGACGGAGGGUUCAGGAAGUGAUGCCCAUUCUGUGGAGUCUCUGACAGCCCAGAACUUGUCCUUGCACUCUGGGACUUCCACCCCACCUCUCUCCACUCGUGUGAUUCCUCUGCGGGAGAGCGUCCUCAACAACACCAUGAAGACUGGAAAUGAAUCUGGAUCCAACCUCUCAGACAGUGGAUCGGUGAAAAAGGGGGAUAAAGACUUCAGACUUGGGGAUCGUGUCCUUGUUGGUGGAACAAAAACCGGUGUGGUGCGCUAUGUAGGGGAGACGGAUUUCGCCAAAGGGGAAUGGUGUGGCGUGGAGUUAGAUGAACCUUUGGGAAAGAAUGAUGGAGCUGUUGCUGGAACAAGAUAUUUUCAGUGCCCGCCAAAAUUUGGCCUCUUUGCUCCUAUCCAUAAGGUCAUCCGGAUUGGUUUCCCAUCCACCAGCCCAGCCAAAGCGAAGAAAAGUAAGAGGAUGGCCAUGGGGGUCUCAGCCCUGACCCACAGUCCCAGCAGCUCAUCCAUCAGCUCUGUCAGUUCCGUGGCCUCCUCUGUUGGGGGAAGGCCUAGCCGGAGUGGACUGCUGACCGAGACCUCUUCUCGCUAUGCCCGGAAGAUCUCUGGCACGACGGCACUUCAGGAAGCAUUGAAGGAGAAGCAGCAGCACAUCGAACAGCUCCUGGCUGAGCGUGACCUGGAGCGCGCUGAAGUUGCCAAGGCAACCAGCCGCAUAUGUGAGGUGGAGAAGGAGAUUGCCAUCUUGAAAGCCCAACACGAGCAGUAUGUUACUGAAGCAGAGGGAAAUUUGCAGAGAGCAGGGGCCAUGCUGGAUGGAGCACAGAAGGAGAAAGUAGAGUUACUCAACCAGUUAGAAGAGGAGAAAAGGAAAGUAGAGGAUUUGCAGUUCCGAGUUGAGGAAGAAUCCAUUACAAAGGGAGAUUUGGAGACUCAGACGCAGCUGGAGCAUGCCCGAAUACGGGAGCUCGAGCAGAGCCUCCUGUUUGAGAAGACGCAGGCAGCAAAACUUCUCAGAGAAUUGGAGGACAGCAGGUUAACUACAGUGGCAGAGAAGUCAAGAAUCCUUCAGCUUGAGGAAGAGUUGACCUUAAGGCAAAGUGAGGUUGAGGAGUUGCGGCAAUGUUUAAAGAAUUCUCAUCAGCCAGAGUCUCCAGACCGCAGCCUGGGCCUGCAGACCGAAGCUCUCCGCUUACGUGACCAGCUGUUCUCAGCCACCAAGGAGCACCAGAAAGAGAGUAUCCAACUGAAAGAAAAAUAUGAGAGGACUUUGAAGAAACAUCAGCAGGAGGUUGAGAAGUUGAAAGCCCUCAAUGAAAAAUACUCCCAAGAAAUUGUGGACCUCAAACAAAAAGUUCAGCAGGCCACCAAUGAGAACAUGGGCUUGAUGGACAACUGGAAGUCAAAGCUGGACACGUUAGCAUCAGACCAUCAGAAGUCAUUGGAGGACCUCAAGGCUACUUUGAACACAGGCUCUGACAGCCAGCAUAAGGAAAUAGUGGAGCUGAAAGCUGUAGUAGAAAGCAUCAAAUUGGAGCACCAAUUAGAGCUGGAGAACCUAAAAGCCAAGCAUGACAUUGAGAUGGCAGUUCAUAUUAAAGAGAAGGAAAGUCUUAAGCUGAAGGUACAGGAAGUCAAGGAAGAAAUGGAAGAAAGCAACAACAAUUGGAAGAUCCAGUUGGAAACCAAAACAAACCAGCAGCUUAUGGAACUUCAGGACUUGAAGGAUAAAUGUCGAGAUGCAGACCUCAGAGUCCAUGAGCUGGAGAAGCUACACAGUGAUUACAAGGACCAGGCACAAGCCAUAGCUUUCUUGAAAGAACAGAUUUCCUUGGCUGAGAAAAAGAUGCUGGACUAUGAGACACUGCAGAAAACUGAGGCUCAGAGUAAACAAGAGAUUCAGCGGUUGCAGGAGAAAGUUCUUGUGUUAGAAAACAAAUUGCACUCCACAGAGCCACUCCACCCUUCCCAACCCACCAAUAUGAUUGAAACAAAUGACAUUUCAGAAGAAAAGAUCAAGAUGAAACAAACAAUGGAAGAUCUCCAGGACAAAUUGAGUAAAAAAGACAAAGAGGUAUCGUCACUUGUCUCCCAGACAGAUACUCUAAGGGCCCAAGUAAGUGCACUGGAAAAUAGAUGCAAGAGCGCUGACAAGAAGGUGGAUUCUUUGUUGAAAGAAAAGAAAAGGCUGGAAGCAGAUCUAGAAACAGUGUCAAGAAAAACACAUGAUGCUUCUGGUCAGCUGGUUCUGAUCAGCCAGGAGCUAUUAAAAAAAGAAAGAAGCCUGAAUGAGCUGCGUGCAUUACUAAUGGAGGCCAACCGGCACUCGCCAGGCCCCGAGAGAGACUUAAGCCGUGAGGUGCACAAAGCUGAGUGGAGGCUGAAGGAGCAGAAGCUCAAAGAUGACAUCAAAGGACUGCGAGAAAAACUCAUCAUCCUGGACAAAGAAAAAGCAGUAACGGAUCAGCGGCGGUAUUCCCUCAUUGAUCCUUCCUCGGAGACAGAGGUUCUCCGAUUGCAGCACCGGCUGGUCAGCACUGAGGACGUCCUGAGAAAUGCUUUGGAGCAGGGCCAGCAGAUGGAGAAGCUCAUGGAAGCCAUGCGGAGCUAUUCUGAAAAAGCACAGACUAUUGGAAACUCUGGAUCUGCUAAUGGGGUCCAUCAGCAGGAAAAAUCUCACAAACAGGAGGAGAAACACUGAUGGAAGAGAAGCAAGGAGAAGUGGAAAAGAAUAUGAAAUCAUUGCAUCUGUUGUUGAAAAGUGGGAGUCUUGGAGAUGCCUCUCCCAAGCACCACCAAAAGUAUUUCCACUCUAUGAACAAAGUGGAUGUAAAGAAGGAGGGUUCCUCCCUGGUGAUUUGUUUAAUUCUAAGAUGGGUCCAGUUCCCCCAAAGAAGCGGUACAGCAGUUGUGCCUGUGGCUGAAUUUCUCCUUUGCUACCGGCAGCCUUUGGCGAUCAUUUUUCUUGGCAUGGUGUAUCAUGUCAGGUUUCGGGGAGGUACUUCCUGCUGCGCCUGUGAGAUACCUCAUUUCAGUGGCUUUUGAAAGACAUUGGAGAUUUUUCUAAGUGACCCCCCUGAAUACUUGCUUAAGUAGCUAAUAAUUUGCACAUAGCAUUCAGAUUUCUCCUCCAGAUCCACUGGAUGGACCCAUUACAGGUCUGCAAAAGAGCUAAGAUCAAGCACUAUUGACCAUAGGGAACAACCCGAUGUCUAUUUGAAAAGAAUCUCUGUCCUCUACAUAAAAAACUCUUGAGGUCAGAAAUGUGGAGACUUUGCUUAAACCUAAUGAUAUAACAUGGGGUACGCAUUUUGAGGUGGACCUUCUCUAACUUAUUUUAACUUCAGUAAUUAUCAAGUCAUUGGUGAUUUAGAGUUAUUGAACCAAUGGUGGACUUCUGCUGGUGCCCGUACAGUUACAUCUCUCAUCUGUUCAGAGAUGCAUCUUCUUUAAGCCACUGAUGGCUAGGCCUUGAAACAAAAAUCGAGAUUGAUCUAGAGGUCUAAUCAGCAAAGCUCUGGAGGCAGUUGGGAUCUUCUGAGUUUGGGGGGCUGGGUUUUCUCUCUCUCCCCCCCCCUUUUUCUCUCUCUUUGACCAUUGACAAUUUUACUCUUGAAAUUCUGAAACACUUUCCCAGUAGCCUAAGGCUUCUUUUAUUUAAUAACUUAGGCCCAGUUUAUACAUGCAGCAGAACUGGAAGGUAAACCUUUUUCACCCAAAUAAAAUGUAAAUAUAGGCAAUCUGAUGUCUUUCAGGUGUUUUGGAUUUCAGCUUCCAUCAGUCCCAAUCAAUAUGACUGAGAACUGCAAAAGACUGAGAACUGUAAAUCCAAAAUAUGUGGAAAAUAGAUUGCCUGCAUCUGUGGUUCUGUUUUGCACAGAUUGGUCUAUCUGUUCUACCACUAGAAAUAAAAAUCUCCUUGUGAGAAAAAAAGUAACUUGUUUGGGGUGGAGGCUAGAAGAGUUCAACUUAACCUUUGAAGCACAAACUCUUUGCAGCCUGUGGCAGUAGUCUCCAGAUAGUAUGUUCUCCCUUGAUUUUUCUGCAUGUAUAAACUUGAGACAAAGAUGAAUCUCCAGAUGAGAAAAUGUCCAUGUGUUCUAAUAUGAAUGAUUGGAGCAAGAGUGUGUUCCUGUGGGUCUGUAUGGUUUUUCUCCUUUUUUCUGCUAGUGGUACGCAGAUUUGAGAGGGAGAAUGAAUGUGUCUGUGAGUGUUGUAUUACAAAAUGCCUUCUUUUGUAAACACGAUUUGUUAGAAGAAGCUGUCUAGAAAUUGGUGCUAAGUAGAGAGGUCCUAAGAAGUGGUCCAGAGGAAGAAGCCUCCAAGAUAGAUCUACUUUUACCCCAGUGUAAACAUUCACUCCCUCCAUUCUCCUAAUAUUACCUUGUGGCUUUCUCAAUCCCACCACCAUUACUGGAUUGAGGAUUUCAGAGGAGCAAAAAUCCUCAUUGUUGUCAAUUCUAGUAAUCAUUCAAAGCAAGAUCAUAUUACUGGAAUUCUCAUCAAACUCAGAGAUUCCAAAUGAGAGAGCAAAGUGAGUAAUAGUCCAGACUGCUGUCUGACUGGUGUAAAGAAAGAUGUAUCCUACAGGUUGAAGUGGUGCUAGUCUGUUGGUGUAGUUUCAAAUACGAUGUUACUGAGACAUCUAUUUUCUGAAUGAGGGUGCUGGAAUUCAGAAACAAAGAGUUUAUAAUGAUAAGCCUACAUUUCCUUUCUUUCUCUAAUUCUAACCACGUGUCCCCAGUUCUGUACUCUCAAGUGUAAAAUCCCAGGGCACAGAAGGUCCAAACAUCUGAACCUUGGAGCAACUGCGCUGCCUGCUCCAAUGAGAUAUGGAAUCUAGUUGGGCCCUUUCUUUAUUACUCAGCCCAGACUACCCCACUACUUCCUUAUGCCUCUUAGGCUAUGCUCCUUUCCUGGAGCGUGUUGAAUUUAGAGCCAGGAUCCUAUCUUGGAGCCUCACAUUCUGUGUCUUCUCCAUGAUAUCAUCUGUGGUAGAGGUCUGGUGAUGGAGAAUGUAGGGUUCCAACUGAGAAGCUAUCUCUAUGGGAUUCUGAUCAGGCUCCCUAAGGCCCAGAAUGUGGCCUUUGCUGCUUUUUCUUUUGAUUGUGGCCAACUGAUUCUCAUCUUGGUUCAUGAGAGCUGCUACUUAGGAGGAAGUGCCAUGCCAGGUUCAUGUAUUUUAUGGUCCUUCAAAAGGCCUUGGACUCUACUUUCAUGGUGAGAGAUUUGCCAGUAUGUACAGUAAACUUUCACAAACUGACAUCCUCUGGUUUUAUUGGGACCUCCAGGAAUAUCUAGCCAGCAUAGAAAUUUCUAGCCCUUGGCUACGCUAGCUGAGAAGCCUGGAAAUUGGAGUCCCAACGUGCAUGGGAAUCAUCAGGAUGAGGAAAGUUGAUUUACAGUAUUAGAGAGAAUAAGCUACCCAUUGUCUUCACUUACCAUUAUUUUUCUUCAGCUCUUUGCCAUUUCUCUGUAUUCCUGUGUUGAUUUGUAUAACCUGAAAUGUUGUCACUUCAUCUUUUUUUCCUGCAAAAAUGGGCAAUGCCGUACUUCAGCAAAUAAUGAUGGUGGCGUUUUCUGAUCUAGUUUUCCUUCUUCUGCACUCUGUAUUGAUGGACAGGAAUUGGAGCAAGCUGACAAGUAAGACCACAGAAAAAUAAGUUGAUAUUUUGGAGGAUCUCUGAGGAGAUGUUUCUAGUGUGUCAAUUCUCAACACAGUUCUUUUUUUGCUUUGAUAAAUUUCAGCCAUUUUUUGGCUGAACCAAAAAAGCUGCACUUCUACAAAUCUUUACCAUCCCCUUCUUUUCACUGAUACUGUUUUAUCAUGCUUUUAAGCAAACUUAUCUUUUGGGAAUUGAAUUCCAGAGAUGGCCAGUAAGAAGCCAAGAUUUUGGAAAUAUAAAUGAACUGCCUGUUAAUGCAAAUUUGCUCCUGCUUGGCUAAUUCUAUACAUGUGAACAGCUUAACCAUCCAGAAAUAGAAAAACUUACCUUGAUGUCUGAGUAUGGAAUCCUGGUUUAUUCUACAUUUAAACAAGAGAUUGGUUUUGGUUUAUGUACACUGGCUGCAUGAGGAGCAAUUAACUAAGAAUCCAUAUUCCAAUUACAAUGUUAGUUUGCUUGGGCUAGCAGGAGAAAAGAAGUGGGAGUUUGUACCUUAGCAUACCAACCAUUCACUAUUAGCCAGGAUUCAUCAGAAUUCCAGUUUACUUUUCUGUGCAAAUGCUGUCUGUUGAAAGAAGGUGCUCAAUUAACUUCUUUAUUUAUCAUGUUCUGGUAAAUUGCUGGGACUAUUUAUCUGAGCCCUUUCCAGCUGCCCAUUCACUUUAGUUUCUCUUCCUAGGGGCAGUGGCAAAAUUUGUCCACUAUGGUCAUUAAAAACUGAUAGUAGUUUAUCCCCCCACUGCAUAGGAUUACAAGCCAAAGUGAUUUUGCUAUAUUAUGAGCAAGAGGUCAGUCCAUGCCUCCCCUUUUCAUCAGGAGGCAAAAGGAAAGUAAAAUUCAACAACAAGAAAAUGUUAAUAAAAACAUGAACAUCCCUGUAGUUUAUUUUCCAGGCCCUUCUGACUCUGAGUAGCAGAAGGAUUAGUGGACACUUAAUGAAAGCCUGAACUUGUAGCAUUGGUGUGAUGGCUGAGAGCUACUGCCAAAAAUCCAGAAGGUUGACUUUUUUUUUCCCUGUAGGAAACAACAACUUUGUAAAACUUUGGCAGCAAGGUUGAAAAGUUCAUGUCUCCUUUUGAAAUGAAAGUGCAGAUGUACACUUCUAUAUCCUGUGCACAUUAGGUGAGUCUCCCCAAACUUGAUGCCUUCCAGACUCAGUGUUUUUUAAUUCCCAUUAUAACAUGCUGAGAAUUCUGUUACAGUCCCGUACAUCUGGAGGGUACCAAAUCUGGGGAUACAGCAUUUUGCUAUGGUUGGCAAUUCUAUGGGCAAGACCAUGAUGCUGCCUGACCCCUUGUUGGCUUUCAAGUAAAUAUACGGAUAGCCAUUUCACAGGAAGUCAAAACCCAGCUACAGUGCAACUGUCAAUGGAGAGCAGUCCAGCAAUUCAGCAUUUAUUCUUGAAGAGAUGUAUUAAUCCACUAAUCAAGCCAGCCCAAUUUAUCAGGCUCCUGUAUAGGAAGAGAAUCAAGUCAAAUCUAGACGUAAUAAAAAAUGGAUAACCUUUUACCCAUGUGGUAUGUAUCCUAAUUUUGUAGUUUUAGACACUUUUUUGGCUAUCAAAUUUUGUUAGAUGAAGAAAAUUGAUUUGACAGCGAAUGUCUAUUUUACUAUUGGCUUUUUUUUUUUGGUUUUGUUUUGUUUCCUCUGUACAAAGCUUUACAGAUGGGAGUCAAAGUGUAACUACUUCUACAGAUUAUGUAUUCAUGUAUUACAGGCCCCAAGACUGGCUUUCUAUAGUGUGAUGAGCUCAUACUAAACCAAUAAAAGUUGUGGCAGAAGAGAAGUUGCCUCUUGUCCUUCUCCGUGGUGAAU